Messenger RNA from Arachis stenosperma, 843 nucleotides. RefSeq lists its product as uncharacterized. The record is from RefSeq and is a predicted model, not a curated record. The transcript has a single exon. Bases 1 to 843 code for a protein of 280 amino acids. NCBI's taxonomy places the organism in Eukaryota, Viridiplantae, Streptophyta, Magnoliopsida, Fabales, Fabaceae.
AUGCCACUCUACGCCAAGUUUUUAAAGGAGCUAAUGACUAAGAAGAGAAGCUGGAAGAACAAUGAGACUGUGAUACUAACCAAAGAAUGUAGUGCUAUCAUUCAGCAUAAACUGCCCCAGAAAUUGAAAAAUCCUGGGAGCUUCCAGAUCCCUUGUAUUAUAGAGGAAAUCACAGUAGAGAAGGCUCUAUGUGACUUAGGAGCUAGCAUCAACUUGAUGUCAGUAGCUAUGAUGAGGAAGAUGAAGAUUGAGGAGGCUAAACCAACAAAAAUGGCCUUACAACUGGCAGACCGAUCGUUCAAGUUCCCUCAUGGCGUAGUAGAAGAUUUGCUGGUGAAAGUGGGAGAUUUUAUAUUCCCAGAAGAUUUUGUAGUGCUGGACAUGCAGGAGGAAGCCAAGGCCUCCAUCAUCCUGGGAAGACCGUUCUUAGCCACUGUUGGAGCUGUCAUUGAUGUCCAAAAGGGUGAUCUCACCCUGAGAUUACACAAUGAAAAGAUGACAAUCAAUGUGUUCAAUGCCAUGAGUUACCCACCAGAACAAUUGGGAGAAUGUAUGAGGUUGGACUCACUUGAAGAGGAAGUGCAGGAGAGUUUUGAAGAGGAAGAACCUGAAGAGUUAACAGAGGAGGAGUCAACAUCUAGUGAAGAGGUCGCAACAACAGAGAUUCGCAUACAAGGUGCACAAAAGGAAGAGAAUGAAAAGAUAGAGGCACCCAAACUUGAACUCAAAGCACUGCCACCCACUCUCAAAUAUGCAUACUUAGGAAAGAAUGAAAGUUACCCAGUAAUCAUAAACUCAUCCCUCAACCAAGAUCAAGAGGAUGAACUACUCCAAGUAUUGUGA